Messenger RNA from Lolium rigidum, 816 nucleotides. RefSeq names its product probable WRKY transcription factor 40. Lineage: Eukaryota; Viridiplantae; Streptophyta; Magnoliopsida; Poales; Poaceae. Gene Ontology annotation, molecular function: sequence-specific DNA binding; DNA-binding transcription factor activity. The transcript has 3 exons. Gene Ontology annotation, biological process: regulation of DNA-templated transcription. The record is from RefSeq and is a predicted model, not a curated record. The coding region runs from base 16 to 816 and encodes 266 amino acids.
GAGGUGGUCGCCCAUAUGUUUGAGAGCAUACUGGACUGCUCAGCCAAGGCUAUAGCCGAGCUGAAGCUUCUUCGGCUCGAUCGUUCUAAAUGCGACGAUGUGCCACCGCUGACGGGGGUGGACGACAAGAGGAGAGUCAGGAAGAUCCUCUCUGGCGGCGGCAACAGCGACAGUGCAAAGCCCAAUCGCCAGCAGCACAAGAGAAGGAGAUUAGCUAGUGACUCUGUGACGCUUGAAACGCCUGUUCCUCACUACGACGGCCACCAGUGGAGGAAGUAUGGGCAGAAGCUCAUCAACAACGCAGACCACCCAAGGAGUUACUACAAAUGCACCUACAAGCAAGAACAGGACUGCGGAGCAACAAAGACAGUGCAGCAGUACCAACAGGACUGCGGAGCAACAAAGACAGUGCAGCAGUACCAACAGGACGGCGGCACCGAUGACCCUGCCAUGUACACCGUCGUCUACUUCGGGCAACACACCUGCAAGCCGACCGGUAACGACACUGAUGCCGCAGUCGUCAAGACAGAGAACACAGGCCGUACCAAUGGCGGCAGCGCCGGCAAGGUCUCACCGAGCGACAGCCAGUGCAGCAACAUUUCGGUGACCUGCACUUCGGUUGUAGUUGACCACCACCAACGGACGGCAUCCAUCGCGAGCAACUGCGAGCUGCUGGACAUGGCGGCAGAUCUGGAAAAUACAGAGGUGAACACAUAUGAUCAGAUCUAUGACGAGGCUGGAUUUUCACCUUUUGAUUUGGAUACGGAUUGGGCCAUAGAUGCGCAUGGGCAUGACCUCCUAAAGUAUGGUUGGUAA